AUGGCGUAUAGGGAGAUCGAUCGAGCGCUUGUCACUGCGCUCGCGGAGAGGUGGAGACAGGAGACGCACUCCUUCCACCUACCUGUUGGUGAGACGACCGUUACGUUACGGGACGUGGCGAUUCUUACGCGCCUUCCAGUACAUGGGUCUGCGGUGACAGGACACGCGUUAGUCGAUCCCGUCGGUUUGGUUGGUCGGGUUCAGAGAUACGCCCGGGCGUACUUGUUCUUCCUCAUCUCGGGCGUGUUGUUCGGGAAUAAGAGCGGGAUCCAUCUUCCGUAUUACCGAGACGCCCUAGACCGACUCACCGAGGACCAGGUGACAUGGGACCCGUAUGUACCUGACUUGGUAGAUGCCAUGCCUCCACAUCUGCUAGACCAUCAGGCGGAGUGGCGUGCUAGGGUCCCCCUGAUCUGUUUCGAGGUUGUGGAGAGUCACCUGCCCGACCGAGUCAUGAGGCAGUUUGGACUACGCCAGACUAUCCCACAGGGGUGUGACACUAGUGUACAGCUUCACGGCAUUGAUCGUCGGGGAAAGGGGGAGACCAGCUGGGCGCUGGAGCAUUGGCGUUUCCUUCAGCUAUGGGAGCAACGGUUGGAGUUCAUCGUUGGAGGUGAUCUAAUGCAGGGGGCUAUGGAUCCCGACGAUCCGUACAUGGUGUGGUACAGGCGUAUCACACGACGCUUCAUCAACCCCAGCUACGCACCACCAUCCACACAUUACCAUCCAGCAUAUGACAUCAUUAGCGGAUAUGCGGCGGAUAUGGUGGCGAUGGUUGAUGCGCUAUCAGUCUCCCUUGAGUGCGGACCCACUAGAGCCCAGGUCGAGCAGGUGCGAGAUAUGGGCGUCGCUACCUUACGGAGAUAUGGUCACGCUCAUCUCGCCCACCGGCGGGACGGUCAUGAUGGCAACUCACAGUUCGAUCUCGGCCAGAGCAGCGGUGGAUGUGAUCCUACGUCACCCAGACACGCAGAGGAUUACAACAUCCACAGUACUGCGCCCUCUGGUACCCAGGAGGACCCCUCGUCCAGUCAGCUGACUCCCCCACCGCCCCGAGACCCAUUCACCACCGUCACUCAUUACAGGCGGCGACGUGUCAGACGGAGGGCCGACACUCAGGAGGCAGGACCUUUACCCCGAAUAAAUGAGUCGGGCUAGUAUUAUCUGUUGUAUUCCCUGUUAUUUUGUGUAAUGAUGUACAUAACACUUAUGAAAUUAAUAUAAUAAAUCUUUUUUGAAUGACUCCGUGUGUGCUUUGAAGUUAAUUUGGUGGUUGGACUGUUGUUGGGCUGUUUCGAGUUUUCUGCAGUGCUUAAAGUUGACGGAACUCCCAGAAUAUGGUGGUGGUACGUGGUGGGGAGUGGCGGAGUUGGUGGUCGACGGUGGUGGGGUAGGGCUGUGGAGCUGGCUGUUGUGGUGGCUGUUGGAGGACUGCAGCAUGCAAGCUGUUUGCUGAAGCUUGUUUUCUGCCUGGAUGCUGGUUGCUGUUUCCAGCAGAAAAGCGCUGUCUGAGACAGCGCUUUAUGUUCAAGCAUAAAGCGCUGUCUGAGACAGCGUUUUAUGUUCAAGCAUA
Chenopodium quinoa (quinoa) is the source of this 1573-nucleotide messenger RNA. RefSeq names its product serine/threonine-protein phosphatase 7 long form homolog. Gene Ontology annotation, biological process: meristem maintenance; meristem development. Lineage: Eukaryota; Viridiplantae; Streptophyta; Magnoliopsida; Caryophyllales; Amaranthaceae. The coding region runs from base 1 to 1158 and encodes 385 amino acids. The record is from RefSeq and is a predicted model, not a curated record. The transcript is spliced from 4 exons.